GCCUUCCUGAACUGACCACCUUCAUCUUCAGCUGUGUGCACAGUACUUCCUCCAAGUCAAGAUGACGUCUAUGGCAGGUAAGCUAGCCCACCAAAAGGAGAGAGAUCAGGGCGUGGGCACCAAGCAACAAGCUGUGCAGUUCCAACAGCAGGACUACGAGGCCUUGAAGAAGCGGUGUCUGGAGACUGGCAAGCUCUUUGAGGACGACAAGUUCCCUGCCUCGAGCCGAUCACUAGGCUACAAUAAGUUGGGGCCAGGAUCCCACAAGACCCACGGGGUGGUUUGGAAAAGGCCAACGGAGCUGUGCUCAAAGCCAACAUUUAUCCAUGGAGGCGCGACCAGAACAGACAUCUGCCAGGGGGCUCUUGGGGACUGCUGGCUACUAGCUGCUAUUGCUUCUCUGACCCUGGAGCAGAAGAUCCUGGCCAGAGUGGUUCCUGGUGGACAGACGUUUGAUGAGGGCUAUGCAGGGAUCUUUCACUUCCAGUUCUGGCAGUAUGGGGAGUGGGUGGAUGUGGUGGUUGACGACCGUCUGCCCACCAGAGAUGGAGAGCUGCUGUUCGUUCACUCUGAGACCGACUCAGAGUUCUGGAGCGCCCUGUUGGAGAAAGCCUAUGCCAAGGUGAACAGCUGCUAUGAGGCCUUGUCUGGAGGAACCACCACAGAGGCCUUUGAGGACUUCACUGGAGGCAUAGCGGAGAUCUACGACCUCAGCAAAGCCCCAGCGCACCUCUUCAAAAUCAUCCAGAAGGCCCUGAACCUCGACUCACUGCUGGGCUGCGCCAUUGAUGGUCAAAAGACUGAGGCAGUCACCGCACAGAAGCUGGUCAAAAGACAUUCCUACUCUGUCACCGGGGCGCAAGUGGUGCACCAGGUCUCUGGCCGAGACGUGGAGCUGAUCCGUAUUAGGAACCCCUGGGGCAAGGUGGAGUGGAACGGGGCCUGGAGUGAUGGGUCGGAUGAGUGGGACCGUAUCAGUGCUGAUGACAGAGCUAAACUGAGCCAUGCCUCUGAAGAUGGAGAGUUCUGGAUGUCCUACUCAGACUUCAUGAAGAACUUCUCCAAAGUGGAAAUUUGCAACCUGACGCCAGACGAGUUGAGCAGUGAUGAGAAGGGCCGGUGGAACAGCCAGCAGUGCGACGGGACGUGGAGAGUGGGCUCUACUGCCGGAGGCUGCCGGAACUAUGAAACCACCUUCCACUCCAACCCCCAGUUUGCGGUGCGUCUUGAGGACGUGGACGAUGACCCUCUGGACGGACAGGACGGCUGCACCCUGAUCGUGGGACUCAUGCAGAAAGAUGGCCGCCGCGGACUCCGACUGGGCCGGGAGCUCAACACCAUCGGCUUCACCAUCUAUGAGGUUCAGGAUACUCACAAGGGUCAGACCGAUGUCCACUUGGGACGAGACGUGCUACUGAGGACGCGCUCGGUGGCCAUGACCACCUUCAUCGACUCCCGGGAGGUGUGCGAGCGCUACAACCUGCCCCCUGGAGAGUACGUCAUCAUCCCCUCCACCUUCGAGCCCCACAAGAGGGGGAGCUUCGUCCUGCGCAUCUUCUCUGAGAAGGACGCGCCCACCAGAGAAAUGGAAGAGGACAUUGAUGUCACUGUGGAGGAGACUGAAAUCUCAGAGAGUGAUGUGGACCCUCGAUUCAAACCACUGUUCAGACGGGUCGCUGGUAAUGAUUCAGAGGUGUCUGUCUUUGAACUGGUCCGUGUCCUGAAUGAAGUCAUUUCUCAAAAAUCUUUAGGUGUGAAGACAGAUGGAUUCAGUCUGGAGACUGGCCGCCAGAUUGUCAGCCUUCUGGAUCAAGAUGGAAGUACCACACUGGGCCUGGUUGAAUUCCACACUCUUUGGAUGAAGAUUCAGAAAUACUUGGUGAUCUUUAAGACACUUGACUCUGAUGGGUCUGGCACCAUGAGCUCUCAUGAGAUGAGGGAAGCUCUGACUAUGGCAGGUUUCAAGGUCAACAGUGCAGUGCUGGAGGUCAUUGUGGACCACUAUGCCGACGCUCGUUAUACCAUAGACUUUGACAGCUACGUGGGUUGCCUGAUUAAACUGGAGAUGUUAUUCAAGAUGUUUAAAACACUGGAGUCCAAUGGGUCGGGAAAAAUCGAGCUGGACAUUCAGCAGUGGUUGUGCCUCGCGAUCAACUAGGGUGCAAGACAUUUCAGCCACUUUAACAGUAGAUGCCUUGGAUACACAUACUCACACCACACACUUUGUAUAUCUCAUUCUGAUCAAUUGUCACCACCUGAAUGAACUGAACUUUGGCCUACUACUUGUACAACAUGUAACGACUGGGUAAAAGCAAAAAGAAAUGUUUCGAAAUUUGUUAAGCAGGUAAAGGAAGGCAGGGCUACAUGGAAAGGAAAAAUGUGUUGCACACACAGGUGCAUCUAUUUAUUUCAAAAAUGGCUUCCAUGGGUAUAG
Engraulis encrasicolus (European anchovy) is the source of this 2434-nucleotide messenger RNA. RefSeq names its product calpain-2 catalytic subunit-like. The record is from RefSeq and is a predicted model, not a curated record. Gene Ontology annotation, molecular function: calcium ion binding; calcium-dependent cysteine-type endopeptidase activity. Gene Ontology annotation, biological process: proteolysis. Gene Ontology annotation, cellular component: cytoplasm. Lineage: Eukaryota; Metazoa; Chordata; Actinopteri; Clupeiformes; Engraulidae. Bases 62 to 2158 code for a protein of 698 amino acids. The transcript has 21 exons.